AUGACUAGCGAGGUGAUCGAGGACGAGAAGCAGUUCUACUCCAAGGCCAAGACGUAUUGGAAGGAGGUCCCGGCCACCGUGGACGGCAUGCUCGGGGGGUAUGGCCACAUCUCCAGCAUCGACAUCAACAGCUCCCGGAAGUUCCUGCAGAGGUUUCUGAGGGAAGGCCCAAACAAGACCGGGACCUCAUACGCCCUGGACUGCGGAGCUGGCAUUGGGAGGAUCACCAAGCGGCUGCUCUUGCCUCUCUUUGGAGUGGUGGACAUGGUGGACGUGACGGAGGACUUCCUGGUCAAGGCCAAGACCUACCUGGGCGAGGAGGGCAAGCGAGUGAGGAACUUCUUUUGCUGCGGCCUCCAGGACUUCAGCCCCGAGCCACAGUCGUACGAUGUGAUCUGGAUCCAGUGGGUGAUAGGCCACCUGACCGAUCAGCACCUGGCUGAGUUCCUGCGGCGCUGCAAGCGGGGCCUGCGUCCCAACGGCAUCAUCGUCAUCAAGGACAACAUGGCCCAGGAGGGCGUCAUCCUGGACGACGUGGACAGCAGCGUGUGCCGCGACCUGGAUGUGGUGCACAGGAUCGUCCGCAGCGCAGGCCUCAGCCUCCUGGCCCAAGAGCGGCAGGAGAACCUCCCGGAUGAGAUCUACCACGUCUACAGCCUCGCCCUGAGAUGA
This is a messenger RNA of Rangifer tarandus platyrhynchus (Svalbard reindeer), 672 nucleotides long. NCBI's taxonomy places the organism in Eukaryota, Metazoa, Chordata, Mammalia, Artiodactyla, Cervidae. The record is from the annotation of a GenBank genome assembly.